Carassius carassius (crucian carp) is the source of this 3530-nucleotide messenger RNA. Its product is annotated as protein spire homolog 1-like. Bases 198 to 2513 code for a protein of 771 amino acids. Gene Ontology annotation, cellular component: cytoplasmic vesicle membrane; cell cortex. Lineage: Eukaryota; Metazoa; Chordata; Actinopteri; Cypriniformes; Cyprinidae. The record is from RefSeq and is a predicted model, not a curated record. Gene Ontology annotation, molecular function: actin binding. Gene Ontology annotation, biological process: polar body extrusion after meiotic divisions; actin nucleation; Golgi vesicle transport. The transcript is spliced from 19 exons.
AUGCGGAAAAGUCUUAUGAGCGCCUCAGAGCCGAACAGCACACAGCAGCAACAGCAGCUCGAGCUCAGAACAGAAGUACUAAGUAGCGACGCGCGCGCCGUGCUUCUAGAUGACAGACCUAACAUAAACAGACCUUUGCUGUCUCUUUAUAACCCCAACACAGCCUCUCUUGCUCUCGGGAAGCCUGGAGAAGAAGAAUGACUGACGGAGGAAUGUUAAUCUCGCCGUCUGUUCUCCAGGAUCCCGGAGAUGGGGCGAAACCCGAAGACAUCAGUAUGGAUUGUACGGACGGGGAAGAUGAUUUAUGUUUGGAAGAGAUUUUAACUCUGUACAGUCAACCGAUCAAUGAGGAGCAAGCCUGGGCCGUGUGUUAUCAGUGUUGCAGGUGGUUAACCCAAAAACAGAGACGGAAAGAGACGGGUGGGAGUCCACCUGGACGGAUUGCGGGUCCUGGAGAUGUGAGGAUCCGGAAAGACGGGACUGUUCAAUUAUAUCAACAGAGCAGCACAGAUAAACUCAUCCCGCCCAGUUCAUCAAUAGAGAUCAUAGAGUCUCUGGGUAUAAUGAUCUACAAGGCUUUGGAUUACGGCCUGAAAGAGCAUGAGGAGAGAGAGCUCAGCCCUCCUCUGGAGCAGCUCAUCGACCUCAUGACCAACAUGGCAGACACCGAAACAGACUGUUCUGAUGAGGGAUAUGAGGCAACGGAGGAAGAGGAUGAGGGAGAGGAAGAACCCACAGAAGUCUCCAACAUUCGUGGCUACCGUGACAUCAUUUCUUUGUGCACGUCUCACCUCCCCAGCCCUUCAGAUGCGCCCAACCACUACCAGGCCGUGUGUCGAGCCCUGUACGCAGAGACCAAGGAGCUACGCACCUUCCUGGAGAAGAUCAAGAGUGCCAAAGAGGUUUUGCGGAAAAUGGGAAAAGAAACAGAAGAGCCCACCAAAGACCUGAAUGAGCUGCAGAACGCUGACUGGGCACGGUUUUGGGUGCAGGUGAUGAGGGACCUGAGACACGGUGUGAAGCUGAAGAAGGUCCAGGAGCGUCAGUAUAACCUUCUACCCAUCGAGUUCCAGCUCACACCUUAUGAGAUGCUCAUGGACGACAUCCGCUCCAAGCGCUAUAAACUUCGCAAAGUCACGGUCAGUGGUGACAUUCCUCCGAGGUUAAAGAAGAGUGCACACGAGAUCAUUCUGGACUUCAUUCGCUCCAGACCUCCACUGAAUCCUGUUUCUGCUCGUAAGCUCAAGCCUCAUCCUCCAACACCUCCCAGCCUUCAUGAGCGUAUCCUGGAAGAGAUCCGGUCGGAGAGAAAGCUCAGGCCUGUCUCACCUGAUAUGAUCCGCAGAAGUCGACUCGUAAUGCGUCCUCUUAGCAUGUCUGUCAGUUUUGACUCAUCAGGCGCAGGCAAAAGUAUGAGCACCCCACAAGACUUGUUCCGAAGCUCAGACAUCCCUGACGGACACCGAAAGUUGGCCGUCAGCACACUAUCCCUUGCCAAUGGCACGUCUCUAGCUCGGAGCCCCGUAAACGGUGUAGCUGGAGGUCAGCCGCUGUCCCAGAGAAAGAGGCUGCUCAAAGCGCCUACGCUGGCCGAGCUCGACAGCUCCGACUCUGAUGAGGAACAAAACACUAUGAAGUCCGGCAGCAGCUCCAGUGUAUCCACAUCGCUGGUUGAGGACACGUCUCCAGAGUCCGUCAUGGGCAAAAAGACUCCCCCACAGUUCCUGCCCAUUUCUUCCACCCCUCAACCUGACAAACGCUUCGCUCCACAGAGGAGGCACACCAUAGAGAAAGAAGCUCCCACCAGUGUUCGGCCUUUCCUGCCUCCGUCUCGCCAGAACUCCAAAUCUCUGCUGUCUUCGGACAACAAGGAGGAGUUCUGCUACCCCGUCGAGUGCCUGACAUUGACCGUAGAGGAGGUGAUGCAUAUCAGACAGGUUCUUGUCAAAGCAGAGCUGGAAAAGUUCCAGCAAUAUAAAGACGUCUAUAAUGCGCUAAAGAAAGGAAAGCUUUGCUUCUCAUGUCGGACGAAGAAGUUCUCGCUCUUCACCUGGUCCUACACCUGCCAGUUCUGUAAGAGGCCUGUUUGUUCACAGUGCUGUAAGAAGAUGAAGUUGCCCUCCAAGCCUCAUGCCAGCCUGCCCAUCUCCUCUCUGGGCCCCAGCAUUCUGCCCAAAAAGGAGUCUGCAGCGUCAGCCGCCACAGAGAAGACCUCCACCACAUCCAGCCACAAACGCCACAGCCUUCAGCGCACCAUGUCCAGAUCAUCAAAGCAUGGUGAGCGCUCAUCGUCCAAAGACGAGCUGGAGCUGCCGGAGCAGUUCACAGAGGACUGGAGCACCAUGGAGGUCUGCGUGGACUGCAGGAAGUUCAUCAACGACAUCAUCAGCAACAGCAGGCAUAAUCAGUCCACCAAACGUGCCCGGCUGCACCGCAGGACCCACUCCGUCUACACGUCCAACACCAGUUCUUCCAACUACAAACCCUCAGAAAGGACUAUCAAAGAGGUUUAGGACCCUAUGUUUUGGAACAGUCACGUGUGCUCCGUCUUAAUAAAGCGUUCUCACUUAUACUGUUCUCACCUGUCGCGAACAUGCCAGAUGUUAAUCAGCUUAUGUUACAUAUAAAAAAUACGGCCUCUUUUGUUACCUUUGUAACGUACCUUCAGUACCUCUUCUUUUCCAUUUAAAAAGUGCCAGAGGUGAAGGAAUAAAGCCGUUCCUCUUCCAGCAUGAGUCCUUAAGCGCCAGCCUUCUCAGGAAAAGUUUUCUUCUGUGAUUAAAGCUUUGGAAUGUAGUUUAACACACUUUAAACUUACUUUGACCAGCUUUUCUCAAAUGAAUCUUGUGUUGACACUGAAUGAAAUUAAUGAAAUGAUAGCGUGAAAAAGAAAUCGCUAGGCUGCUUUGAUCACUGAAAGGCCUGAAUGUACAUUUUUCAGUAUAGUAAAAUGGAGCUCAAUUGUAUGUAAAUAGUUGCUGAAUGAUCAGCCUAACUGUUCUAGAUGUAAAUAAGCAUCCAAAUGGACUUAUUUUCCCCGUUUAGGAAGUACUAGUCGAUUGCUGAAAGAUCAAGAGACUGUAGAUUUAAUCAGCCUCCACAAUAAUUCAAGAUCAAGUCCUACCAAAUGGUUUUCUUAUUGUUUGUUAAAAGAUAAUGCUGCUGUAAAUGUGACAUGGUCCAAACAAAUGCAUUUAGAUAUUUACAGAAAGUACUUAAAGAUAUACUAUAAAUAUUUUUCCUGUCUGAUGGCAGUGUUUUUUUAAAUUUUAGUCAAAGAAUGAGGGUCAAGAAGUGUUUUUUUUAAGAGCGGAUGCUGAAAGCUGUAGUAUUUCUUAAAGGAGUGAUCGGCUGUGCCAAACAAAUCUCCAUUAUCUGAGCAAUAUGUGUUUUGGACCUGAUGUACAUAGUCAAUAAUAUUUACUGGCUCAAAGUGGAGUGUGACUUUUGUAGGAUAUGUUUAUGUACAUGCUGUAUAUCCGAAUCUCAUCUGAUCCUCUUACUAUUAAAAUACGUUCUAUUGUGAUAAA